Prorocentrum cordatum is the source of this 609-nucleotide messenger RNA. The record is from the annotation of a GenBank genome assembly. Lineage: Eukaryota; Dinophyceae; Prorocentrales; Prorocentraceae.
GUGGCGUACUCGGCUCUGUGCGGCUCUCCGCCGUUCCAGGGCAGCCUGCAGCAGCAGCUCAAGAAUCGCCGGCAAGAGCUCGUGCCAAUGGAGGAACCACCCUGGGACACCAUUUCCGCCGAGGCGAAGGAGUUUAUCCGCGCGCUGCUGAGAUUCGACCCGCAGCAGCGCCUCUCCAUAGACAGCACGCUGGCGCACCCCUGGCUCACCGCCCGGCGGGCAGAGGCCGGAGCCCCGGGCCGCCGCCGGCGGGUCCUCUCCAACCUGGAGCAGUUCAGCCAUGCGUCGGACUUCUUCAGCAUCUGCGUGGGCUCGGUGGCGCGGCAGCUCGACCACAGCAGCCUGGGCGACAUCCGCAAGGUGUUCGGCUUGCUCGACACCAACGCCGAUGGAGUUCUGGACGUCGAGGAGGUGAGAGUAUCAUAUGCGACCUACUUCGGCCAGGAGAUAUCUCAGGAGGACGUGGCAGAGAUCUUCUCCCACCUCGACCUUGACGGCACUGGCAGGAUCACCUUCACCGAGUUCAGUGCGGCGGGGCUCGGGGAGCGGAGCUACACGGAGGGCCAGGCUGAGCUGCUCCCCGAGGACCAGAUGUCCGGGGGCGUCUGA